AUGACACCCAACAUUGUCAAAGGAUCUAACUCCCUCCCUUCAGACCGGUACGACGACCCGAAUCAUCCAGCAAAUCAAGCCUCUUUUCAAGCAAAUAAGACAGAAAAGUCACAGGAGAGCGAUAUGUCUUCAGGAGGAAUGGAUGGAGACCAUGCUGGCAAGACUAUGGAUCGUGGCGCGAACGCAGCCACAAACUUGACUGAAAUGUCCGAGGGUAUACAUGAGGACGCAAAACAAACAGCUGGUGCUGGUCAGAAGGAGACCGGACAGGGUACCUCCGUCUUCGACGCCAACAAGGGUUCGAUAGGGUCUGCAUUCGCAAAAGACGGAAGUAUUGGUCAGAUUGGUGAGAAGGUUGGAGGACCGUUCUCUUCAGAGGGCAUGAUUGGCAAGAACUUCACUCAGGGCGGUUCGAUCGGAGGGACAUUCCAGAAGCUUGCGGACAAGAACCAGGAGCAUUGA
Messenger RNA from Lithohypha guttulata, 462 nucleotides. RefSeq lists its product as uncharacterized. The transcript has 3 exons. Lineage: Eukaryota; Fungi; Ascomycota; Eurotiomycetes; Chaetothyriales; Trichomeriaceae. The record is from RefSeq and is a predicted model, not a curated record. The coding region runs from base 1 to 462 and encodes 153 amino acids.